Molecule: messenger RNA, 747 nt
Organism: Physella acuta
Lineage: Eukaryota; Metazoa; Mollusca; Gastropoda; Physidae
Product: involucrin-like
Source: RefSeq, a predicted model, not a curated record
AUGCACCUAGAACAACGGAUAGGUCGUAUGGAACAAUUGUUGGUCAAUCUGGCUAAUGUUCGCAUGCACCUAGAAAAACGGAUAGGUCGUAUGGAACAAUUGUUGGUCAAUCUGGCUUAUGUUCGCAUGCACCUAGAACAACGGAUAGGUCGUAUGGAACAAUUGUUGGUCAAUCUGGCUUAUGUUCGCAUGCACCUAGAACAACGGAUAGGUCGUAUGGAACAAUUGUUGGUCAAUCUGGCUUAUGUUCGCAUGCACCUAGAACAACGGAUAGGUCGUAUGGAACACUUGUUGGUCAAUCUGGCUUAUGUUCGCAUGCACCUAGAACAACGGAUAGGUCGUAUGGAACAAUUGUUGGUCAAUCUGGCUUAUGUUCGCAUGCACCUAGAACAACGGAUAGGUCGUAUGGAACAAUUGUUGGUCAAUCUGGCUUAUGUUCGCAUGCACCUAGAACAACGGAUAGGUCGUAUGGAACAAUUGUUGGUCAAUCUGGCUUAUGUUCGCAUGCACCUAGAACAACGGAUAGGUCGUAUGGAACACUUGUUGGUCAAUCUGGCUUAUGUUCGCAUGCACCUAGAACAACGGAUAGGUCGUAUGGAACACUUGUUGGUCAAUCUGGCUUAUGUUCGCAUGCACCUAGAACAAUGGAUAGGUCGUAUGGAACACUUGUUGGUCAAUCUGGCUUAUGUUCGCAUGCACCUAGAACAACAAACAGGUCGUAUGGAACACUUGUUGGUCAGACUCUAG